UUUGUUCUAUUGUUUUGGGGGCCGGUUGAGGGUGGGGAGUGCUUGUGCUCCCGCCGCUGCCUUUUGCAUUGCUUUUGCUCUGCUUUCGCUGGCUGCGUGGCAUGGAGCGUGGGACGGAGUGGCCCAGUUGCUUCUCCGAGUGCCUCGAGCAGCUGGAGGAGGAGCCGAAGGAUCCGGAGAAGGAGUUGCAAGUGACCGCCUGGGUGCACUUCUUCAAGGGCCUCGAGACCCACGUGCGCGCCGCUCUGUCGCCCAACCGGGGCCUCUUCGACCGCUCUGCCUGGCCGGUGCGCUGCGAAGCGGUGCGGCAGCACUGCCGCGAGACACGGGUGGCGAACCACUGCUGCCAGCUGCGCUUGCACUUGGAGGUCUUUGCAGAGUUUCUGGAAAGCCAUGGGCCCUUCAUUCUGGGAGAGCGGAGCUGCUCGGCGGACCUCUAUGGCGCCUGCACCUUGGCGCCCGCCUUGGCCCUCUUGCCACUGGAGCUCCACGAACGGGUCAGCGACUGGCUCCAGAGGUGCUGCUCCGAGCAUCGACUUCUUCGUGGGCACCGUGAGCAGCUCAUGGGCUGGGUAGCGACCGCCAAAUGGUCGCAGGCCGAGGUUUCGCGCUUUCAUCAGGCCAUGGCGCAAGCCGCGAAGAUGGUUCGCAAACCCACCUUGCCUCGUGGCUGCUGUCCCGGCGUCCCGCUGGAGCCCCAUGUGAAGGCCCUUCCAGCGCAGGGAGCGGCAGGCGUCAUUCUGCAGACAUCCAAUUCGGACCUGGCUCCGGAUGCCGGCGCGAACCCAGCAAGGCCUUUCAAUGUUUGGUCCCGCCUCACGAGCUGCGCCUGGCGCUGGGUGCUCGCCUUUGGCCAGUCGGCGCUGCAGACCUCGGCCGCCGAGCUGGGGCUCACCUGGGAACACGGUGAUGGGCAGACCGCCUUGCGACGGAAGACCUGGCGCUGGUUCUAUGCAGGGCCGGCGCUUGAUCCUACAGACCCCGCCUUCGCCGUGGGAAGCGCCAUCGUGGAAGCGCCAGCGCGCAGCUGUCCUGUGGAGGUCACAAAAGGCCUCAAGCCAUCCUUCCAGUUUUGGGACGUUGAGCUCUUGCAUGAGACCUCUGACUACGUGGCAUUGAUGAAGCCUCCGGGCCACGAUGCCUACCACUUCGCCCACGUGGUCAAACAGAAGUUAGGCCUUGGGGGCCGACUUUGCCACCGCUUGGAGACGAACACCAGUGGCCUUCAGCUCAUGGCCAAGUCCUCGAGGGCCUUCGAGGAGUAUCUCGCACAGCGGCGUCAGGGCCAUGUGCUGAUGCAAUACAUCGCGCUGGUGGAGGGAUCUUUGGGCGAGAGGACAUCCUCCCGUCGAGGUCUCAUUGAGGUGCCGCUGCUGCCGUGGCAAGACCAUGGAGGCCGAGAUUUAGGUUCCAUCUGCUGUGCCAAGGAUGGCUUGGCUGCUGGAAGCUCCUACCAGGUGCUGGAGACCUUUGAGGUGCCGGCGGAGGGCCCUGUAAGCUUCUGGGAGCGCAGCCGUUGGUUUAGCCUCGUGCUGAUCACCACCCACAGCGACCGGAUCUACCAGGUCUACGCGCACCUGGCGUUCAUCGGGCACCCGGUGAUUUGCGAUGCAAAGUACAAUGCAGUGAAUUUCGAGGAUGACAGCGCGGUGGCGCCGCGGCCAUUUCUGCACCUCCUGCGCGUCGAGGUUCCGGCCAAGGAAGGCGAUGAGUGCUCCGGGCGCUUUUGCGCCAGCUGCGAGUUGGCGCCGGAUCUGCAGGUGUCUUUGAUGCGCUUGAAGAGCCUGGCGGCGCGUCCGAUCAGAAAGAGUUGGCCCUCCCAGUUUCCAGGCCUCGCCAUGCUGUUGGACGCGCCGACGGCUCCGGCGGACGCCGUUCCGCAGCGGAAGAGCGCGAUCUCCGCGGCGGGACACGAGCAGCUGCUGUCCAGGUGUAUUUGCUGUGGUGAAGUGGAAGCCGCCAAAUGGGUCGAAAGAGUCGAGGUAGAAGUUGAAUGGCUUCAUUGGACUUUGAAGGUGUCGCCCGAAGAGAUACCGGAGGCCACCCGCCCCAGCUGGGGUCUUCGCGGCUGGAUCCCCUUCGAGCUUCGGAACCGCGACCCCGCCCACGAGCCCAACGACCUCCCGGAGCUGUGGCGCGUGCAGGGUUUGCGCUGGUGCUGGGCGCAUGACGGGAAUCGAGUGAAUGGCUGGAUCGAGUUUGGAGAGAAGGGCGAGCUCAGCAGCAAGUGGGGCGCUGGCUUUUGGCGCCUACCGAAAGGGAGCGGUCACGCGCGCUUCCUGGUCGUGGGGAUCAAUACCAUGACGCAUUUGCUGGAGCUCAAGGAGGACACCUUCGAAGUGGUCAUGAAGCGUACGGACGGAGCGCCAGAGGACUGGGAGGCUCCUGCCUUGCGUGAUGCCGAGAACGGUGCCGCACCCUGCUGCGCCACCCGGGGGUGGCCCGCCGGAGCCAAAAAGAAGCUGAACUUGCGCGCGAAUUGCGCACCAGCAGCUGCUGGCGCGAUCAUGUGUCGCCUCUUGGAAGCCUUCAGCCUUUCAGACCGGCUCAAGUGGCUCCCACGGACGACUUGGCUCGUGGAAGGCUUUUCCCUGCUGAUGACGCUCUAUUUCGGUGACAUUUUUCAGCAGUCCUUCUACACCUUGCUCCUUUACAGCUUCGGUGUGACGGACCGCGCCUUCUUGGGGUGUCAGCCCGACAUUGAGCGUGGCAGCUGCGCGGACGCAACGGUAGGCUUUCAUCUCCAGUGUGCGCUCUUCUUCUACACGGUGUUCGUGGUGACCAUCAUCUUGCCGCCCACCCAGAACAUGUUCACCACCAUCGUCAUCGACGCCUUUGCCGCGGAAGGCGACCCCGAGCGCUACGAGAAGAUCUACCAGGCUGAGCAAGGGGGAAUUGAUCCGGGGAUGUGA
Durusdinium trenchii is the source of this 2912-nucleotide messenger RNA. NCBI's taxonomy places the organism in Eukaryota, Dinophyceae, Suessiales, Symbiodiniaceae. The record is from the annotation of a GenBank genome assembly.